UACGCCAAGGGUGCCCGUGCUGCCAUGGUGUCUCCUGAUGCCACUGCUACUACUGCUGCUGCUGCGUCCCAGUCACUACCAAUGGGGAUGCCGGCACAGCAGCAAUCACAGCAGCAGCAGGAGGCAGCGCCCGCCCAACCCAAGCCGCUACAACCGCCUCCGCAACCGGCGCUAUCCUGUUCGGAGCCCCAGCCCCAGCACUCCGAAAGGAAUUGCGACACGCAUGCGUCCCCAACGAAUACGACAGCCCAUGCUCCUGUUGCUGCUGCAGCCGCUACCGCCGGAAGCAGCGCACCCGCCAGCUCCACAACUACCACCACUGCACCGGCCGGCAACAGCCCCCCACCAGCACCUCCUCCUCCUCCUCACCGGCUACACCUGACAGCCACCCUCGUCAAAGCCGCGGCCGCAGCAGCAGCCCUCGCCGCUCCGUCUCCGCCCCCAUCUUCCAGCCCCCCUCAGACGCAGACAUACGCUUCCUCGACCUCUGCAGGUGUGUCACGCAGUGCCAGUACGGCCACUAGCCAGUCAGCAGCGCCCUCCUCCUCAGCUCCGACGGCCCCGGCGGUUGCCGCGGCGGCGGCGGUACCGAGCCCUCACAUGCUAGAGGAAGCCCAGCUAGCGGCGUCCGGCUCCCCUGCAGGCAGCACCGGCGUCACGUCAACCACGCCGCUGCUACAUAGCAGCAGCAAUGUGCCGUUGUCAUCAUCGCCCGCACCCCCUAACGAGGGUAUGAGCAGUGGCGGGGGCACUAGCAACGGUAGCAGCCCUGACAGCAACGGCGUAACUGCCGCUUCUAAUGGUGCUGCCGGCAUGGCUAGCAUGGCUUCUGUUCGAAGCCAUCCCAUUGACAUAGGCGAGAUCUCCUCUAGCAGCAAUGGCAAUGGCAACCGAACAGACGACGUUUGCCAUGACAAUAACAACAACAACAACAGCGGCAGCAGCUACGUGUCUUCCAGUUACGGCAGCAGUAGCAGCGGCUAUGUGCCUCUAAGCAAGGUCGUUACUGACGCUACCAUGCCGGGUGCUGCUGCCAACGUUAGGGCCAUCCCCGUAUACGUCUCCUUGUCUACGACGGACGCUGCUGCGAUGUGGGGUCUCGAGUACGACAUCUAUGCAAGCAUGUACGACAUCCCGCCUUACGGCAUGUCGUACAUGCAGGACAAUGAGCCGUUUGAUCUCGAUGCGUAUGCAGAGUACGACCCACCAACGGCUGCUACUGCUGCUGGCGCUGCUGGUAUUACCGACAGCUCCACUUCCUCCUCUCCUCAGAUGUCCCCAGCUUCAAUCCCUCCGUACAUGUCCGCAGCAGCAGCAACCUCGCUCUUCCCCUCCUCCGCCUCCUCCCCAUCAGCUCCCCUGGUAGACCUGCUGGAGGCUGCCGUACAGGAGGCCCACCGGCUGCGCUCCUCCUCACCCUCCUCCUCUUCUUCGCCUUCCUCAACCUCCUCGAUUUCCCCUGCAGCACCUGCCGCCUCUUCUUCCUCCGCCUCCUCCUCGUUGUUGACAUCCCCGGCAUCUGCGGCGCCCUUCCCCGCCUCCACCUCUACUCCCACCUCUUCCAGCGGGUCCCUCUUGUCGCCGGAGUUGCUGACCGCAACCGCCGCUGGAGCCGCCCUUGCCAUGUCGACAGGAGCAGCCGCUACUGCAGCAAGCAAGACAGCGAGUAUAUUGAGUACGGCAGAAGCGACAGCAGUGGCAGCAACAAUGGCAAUGUCGACUGCACCCGCCAAGUCUUCCGUUACUGCUGCCACUCCACCUGCUGCUGCUUCCACUGCUGCAGCACUACCGCCCGGGCUUUACCGCAGGAUCUCUAGCUCCUCCGCUUCCGUUGCCCGUUGGACGAGCCGUACAUUGUACGAACUAACUGCCGUACGAGGCUUGGAGCUGGGAACUAACAGCCCGCAUGACGAGGAGGAGGAGGAGGAAACCGCGGAUGAUGACGCAGCUGUGGCGCAUGCCAUGUCGGUGCCCGCAGCGCCGGCGGAAAUGGCGGCGCUGCUAAACCAGCUGGGUACGGCACUCGGCCGCAGUGUACGAAUGCGGUACGACGGGGCUGACGUGGCAGCGAGCGAUCUACUGGAUCUGGAUCGCAAGAUCGCACUGGCGUCGUCACGGUUGUACCGCAAACGUGACAUGCUGUUGUCUGGGUGGGUGAGACGGGAGGCAAGGAGGCAGCUGGCGGCUACGACUACGGCUGCUGCAGCGGCGCCAACUGCAAGCUCCUGGAACGGCGGAGUAACGCCAGUCUGAUGCCCUGGCAACGGCGACGCGGCAGUGACGACGGUGGCGGCGCCGUCCCUCUGAUGAGAGGUUGUCCUCGCUGUAGGGGCGGCUAGACGGCGCUACCGCCGUCACCUGUUGGUUGUGGCAAUGGUGGUGGCAGCGGAAGCUGUGCGGCGGCAACUGACAUGUUCGGGGUGCGUUUGCAACUGGUUGGUAGGUUGUUUGUCCCUCAGCAGGGGUCUGGAGCGUGUUGUUGGGGGUGGCAGUGCGGCGGUUGGUUCUGGUGGUUGGUGGUUCGGUUGGAUCAAUUCGCGGGCCGCAGGCGGUGGUUGGAGCUGACAUGGUGAGAACCAUCUGCCGAAGGGCUUUACGCGGUGAUGACAGUGGUCGGAAAGACUGCAGCGGAUGUGGUGGGGGUGACAGCGGAGAGAGUUAGGGAUGAGGGCCGGCGAAAGGGCGAUUGGGCGGUGCGCCGUGUGUCAUACGCUCUUCCAUUACAUGCAGAGGACGGGUGAUUUGCUUGUCUUGGGUGGGUUGUCGGUUUCGAGGUUCAAGUCAUGUGAGCUUUUGACUGAUUGUAUGCAUCCGCUUGGCAUGUGUGAGCUGCUUCGACCUGAGAAGCAUGAAGCGAUUGGGUUGCAUGAUGCAUGAUGCAUGGUGCACGGUGCACGCAGAAUCUGCGCUGGAUGUUACGGUUUGUGCUCCAAAGCAUCCCAGCCGGCUGACGUCGCAGCAUGCAGCUUGCAUGUUUUAUGGUUGGGCGUGCAAGCGCGGCGGCUGGGGACGUUGGCUAGCCGCAUGAGUGCAGCAUGCAGGGGUGCGUGUGUAGUAGUCAGCCUGCAUGCCCAGUUCUAUGCCACGAGUAGUUGUUCUUGCGCGUUUUUUAAAGAUUAGGUCAAUCCCCCAACUGCUUCUGUAUAAGUAUCCACUACAGGCAUCGCACACCCACAGCGCUUGGGCAGGGCCCUGGUUAAUGGGCAUUGGCUUUUGUAGCUUUCGACGGCUUUUUUGGCAUCAUGCAUUGCCGUAUUCUAUAUGUCGUACAUUUCAUCCAGUUGUCCGUACUUGUGCUUGGCAAGGUAAGCUUUUGCCUGCUAAUCUUCCAUUUGUUGCAGAGAGUGUAGUUAUGGCAUUAGCACAGAUAGAAUCCAGUCAAGGCUCCCAGGGACCCAUGCACCCACUUCCCUAUAGCCCCCGUACCGGUGGCACAGUUGCCAUGCAGACGAGUUGGCGUUGCGGUGGUUGCCUUGACAGUGUCACAGCGGUUGAUGCCCGACAUCUGGGUCGGGCUGGGAUGAUCGUUUCCCUUCCUACUAACUUCGAGAUCAAUUUCCAGAUCAAAAUAUGCGUUGCAGUUACCUCUGGUUGGUCCGCGGUUGCACGGUAGGGGACUGGGUUCAGGUCUUGCGGUGUUCUGACAGAGUUUUGGUGACGGUGUCUGGUCAGUGACAAUGUUAUGAAUGGACGUGCGUGCCGCAACCUUGGUAAGCCUCAACAGCAGGCAAUUUCGGUAGAGAUUCUGGCUUUCAAGUUGGUCUUGUAUUGCGACAUAACUGGGGGGCCAUGGCUAGAUGGCACUGUGUAGCUGCCAAUGAAUGCGUGUGAGGAAGAUGUUGGGCAGCUUGGGCUAGUGGACUGUGAGCUGAACAGUGUAUGCAGGUGGUA
Astrephomene gubernaculifera is the source of this 3891-nucleotide messenger RNA. NCBI's taxonomy places the organism in Eukaryota, Viridiplantae, Chlorophyta, Chlorophyceae, Chlamydomonadales, Astrephomenaceae. The record is from the annotation of a GenBank genome assembly.